AUGGCCAAUCUGAGCCAGCCUUCCGAAUUUGUCCUCUUGGGCUUCUCCUCUUUUGGUGAGCUGCAGGCUCUGCCAGGGCCCUUCCUCACGCUUUAUCUCCUCGCCUUCACGGGGAACGCCGUCGUCAUCGUCAUGGUCGUGGCCGACACCCGCCUCCACACACCCAUGUACUUCUUCCCGGGCAACUUCUCCCUGCUGGAGGUCUUGCUGACCAUGACCACAGUGCCCGGGAUGCUCUCGGACCCGCUGGCGCCCCACAGAGUCAUUUCCUUCACUGGCUGCAUGGUCCAGUUCUACUUCUACUUCUCGCUGGGUUCCACCGCCUUCCUCAUCCUGUGAGACAUGGCCCUCGACCGCUUUGGGGCCAUCUGCCACCCACUGCGCUACGCUCUGAUGAGCUGGGCUAUGUGCAUCCAGCUGGCAGGGGCCGCCUGGGCAAGCCCGUUCCUCACCAUGGUACCCACGGUCCUCUCCCGGGCCCGUCUCAGUGAUUGCCACGGCAAUGUCAUUAACCACUUCUGUGACAACGCACCGCUGCUGCAGCUGUCCUGCUCCAACACCAGCCUGCUGGAAUUCUGGGACUUCGUGAUGGCGCUGGCCUUUGUCCUCAGCUCCUUCCUCGUGACACUCAUCUCCUACGGCUACAUUGUGAGCGCCGUGCUACGGAUCCCCUCUGCCAGCGGCCGCCGGAAGGCUUUCUCCACGUGUGGGUCUCACCUCACCCUGCUGUUCACUGGCUAUGGUAGCACCAUCUUCCUCUAUGUCAGGCCCGGCAAAGCACGUUCUGUGGACGUCAACAAGACCGUCACCUUGGUGACAUCCGUCCUCACCCCCUGUCUCAACCCCUUUAUCCUUACCCUCCGCAAUGAGACAUUCAAGGCAGUGCUACAAGGACAGGUGCGGAGGCUGAAAGGCCUCCACAAGGCACGACCACAAGCCCAGGGGACCCGGAGAGACUCAGUCAAGUAG
Rhinolophus ferrumequinum (greater horseshoe bat) is the source of this 969-nucleotide messenger RNA. RefSeq names its product olfactory receptor 6V1. The record is from RefSeq and is a predicted model, not a curated record. Gene Ontology annotation, biological process: G protein-coupled receptor signaling pathway. Gene Ontology annotation, molecular function: G protein-coupled receptor activity; olfactory receptor activity. Gene Ontology annotation, cellular component: membrane. Lineage: Eukaryota; Metazoa; Chordata; Mammalia; Chiroptera; Rhinolophidae.